Messenger RNA from Anneissia japonica, 950 nucleotides. Its product is annotated as probable ATP-dependent RNA helicase DDX31. The transcript is spliced from 3 exons. The record is from RefSeq and is a predicted model, not a curated record. The annotation marks the transcript as partial. NCBI's taxonomy places the organism in Eukaryota, Metazoa, Echinodermata, Crinoidea, Comatulida, Comatulidae.
AAAACCUCAGAAAAACUCUCACCAGAUAGUUCUAAGAAAGCGUUCGCAAAUGUGAAAGGGCAGAAGACAUCAGAGAAACUUGCAAAAGGAAGCUCCGAAAAAAUAGUUCCUAUUGUUGAAAAGAGAAAAGUAUCAGUAAAGAAAUUUAAACGAAAGAAUGAAAUCCGGAACUCACCAGUUUCAAAAAUACAAGACUCCAAACGUGACACCAGUAGCUACAAAGGAGUUGUUUCCUCUCUAUUUAAGAACAAUCCAAAAAUACCAGUUAUCGAAAGGAACACUGUCCAGCAGCAUAAUGAAGGGUUGUUUUCAGAUUCCAACUUCAAGAACUUAAAUCUUCAUCCUUUCAUGAUUUCAAACUUGGAGGAACGAUUGAAGCUAAGUAAAGUGACCCAGGUACAGAAUGAAUCUAUACCAGCAAUUCUCAGUGCGCAAGAUGUUCUCAUCAAAUCACAAACAGGAACUGGUAGCCAUAAUUUAUAUUUUACAAUAGUUAAAAACACUUAUAUUUUUAAGUACAAUGUCCAAUAAACAACAAAGAAGGCAUGUCACGGACUGAAUCAGAAUAAUACAGUAGAAAGUGUAUACAGUUGUCAGUAUGUAAUGAGAAUAUAUGGUAGUAAUACAAUCCUUAAAGAUGUCAGAUUAGCUUGCUCAUUUUGCAAUUACAUACAAGAUUUUUACAUGAUAAUGAUAAAAUUAAUAAAAAAAACACUUCCAGUGACUGGGAGUGUUUCUAUCAUUUUUCGCUGGAAAAUUAUGGAUGAACAUUUUUUCAAUAAACUAAAUUAUAUAUUCAAGUUUAUGUUUAUAUUACUUCAAAAUGAGCAAUUUAAUUUCAAAAAUGAUUUUUUUACUGAUGAAAUUUUGUUACAUUCAUGGAACAAUAUUUAUACUAUAUAUUAUAUAUUUAUUAUUUAAUUAUAACAUAUUUAUACUAGUGCAACACA